Molecule: messenger RNA, 6547 nt
Organism: Bactrocera latifrons
Lineage: Eukaryota; Metazoa; Arthropoda; Insecta; Diptera; Tephritidae
Gene: br
Product: broad-complex core protein isoforms 1/2/3/4/5
Exons: 8
Coding region: 1013-2914 (633 amino acids)
Biological process (GO): regulation of transcription by RNA polymerase II
Cellular component (GO): nucleus
Molecular function (GO): protein binding
Source: RefSeq, a predicted model, not a curated record
GUAAAGGUUCUGUAACUAAAAAGUUAGUGAGCUAAACGCAUUCGCGUCAGUUUAGUGCGCCCAGGCCGAACGUAAAUUACAAGCAUACGCGCAGUCCUACAGCGUUCACCAACACAAGUGCACACGCCUAUAUACUUAGAUACAUACACGCUCAAGUACUGAUACGCUUGGCGCUUAGCUUACUAGCUAAGUGAGCGCACGCAAGUGGACUUGCGGAUAUAAAAUUUUACGCAAGAAACGGAAUACUUUUUCGCCACACAACAAAUUUAGACGCGCAACAAAACGGAAGGAACUCGGAAAGCAAAACAAACGCUCCCGAGAAAGUCCAAAACUUCAAGCAAUUGUGAUCUAAUUAAACGGUUAUAUAAAUCAAUAUUAGACAAUCGUCGGUGAAACAACCAGAAUUGAACUCAACUAAAUCCAAAGCAAAGGAUACAAACAUUGAACGACGUAUCAAGUGAAUUUACUAAAAAAAAUAAAAAAAUAAAUAGUGAAAAAUUAUUUUAAAAAAGUGCGCCCAGAAACAUUUAUCCUCGGCCACAUUGAACUUGAAUGACAAAAAUGGAACACAAAUUGCCAAAAUAUUUCAACAAAAUUUUGCUCAUUACGUAGUGCAACCCAUACAUAGUACAGUUUUAUUUAAAUUUAUGAAAAAUAUAUCUACACAAAUAUAAACAUAAAACGCAAAUAGUAAAGUAAACUUCCCAAAUAGUCAAACUUAAGGGAAAGUACAAGCAAAAGCAAAACUUAGAGAAGACGGUUCUUAACAGCAAAAAGUAAAAACAAAAACAACAUAACAUUACAAUUACAUCUACAACUAAAAGAAAACAAUUGCAAUCAGUUGGAGAAACAUAAUUAAUUUCAAAAUAAUAGCCGUCACAGUAACAAGAACAAUAACAACAGCAUAUCCAUAAGAGUGAAGGCAAGUCUUUGGGGACGCUCUCAACAGCGCCAACGCAACACCCAUACGUACACGGACACGGAAGCGGACACAGUCAAGCCAGUCGCAAAAAUGGACGAAACACAGCAUUUCUGUUUGCGCUGGAACAACUACCAAAGCAGCAUAACGUCGGCGUUUGAGAAUCUGCGCGACGACGAAGAUUUCGUCGAUGUGACACUGGCGUGCGAGGGGCGCAGCAUCAAAGCGCAUCGCGUCGUCCUGUCGGCGUGCAGCCCAUAUUUUCGCGAUUUACUCAAGAGUACACCUUGCAAGCAUCCAGUGAUCCUGCUCCAGGAUGUCAACUUUCUCGAUCUACACUCGUUGGUGGAAUUCAUUUAUCACGGUGAGGUUAACGUGCAUCAAAAGUCUUUGCAGUCCUUCCUUAAGACGGCAGAGGUACUUCGAGUCUCGGGUCUCACACAACAGCAGGCCGAGGAAACCCAUAGUCAAUUAGCUCAAAUACAAAAUCUGGCGAAUGCCGCUAAUGCCACACGCACUCCACUUAACUCACACCACACAUUGCUCGAUGAGCCGCCGCUAUACCCACGCAACAGCGGCUCACCACCGCCACCCCCACCAUCCCAACAGCUGCCAUUGGCAUCCACACACAUCAACAGCCAGUUGUUUAAGCGCAGCAUGGCCAUGCUACGUCGCGAGAGGAACAACUCCACACCAUCGGCCGAGGACUCGAAUAAUGCCAUGAAACGUCUGCGUGGACCGGACAACGGCUUGCCGUCUAGCAACAACAAUAGUCCCGAAAUUGUACAUCAACGCAGCGCAUCACCGCAAUUGACACCGGCUGAUUUCUCUACCAUAAAGCACAAUAAUAACAACACACCGCCGCUGAAGGAAGACAAACGUAAUGGACCAACUGGUAAUAACGGCAAUAGUGGCAAUGGCAACUCGGACACUGGCAAUGGAAACGGUAUCGCAAAUAAUGACAAAGUGAGCGGUAGCUUAACAUCCUCGCCGCUAACACGCACCGUCGACGAUGUCAAAUCGGAACCCAUGGAACUGGUAUGCUCGAAUAACAAUCCGACAGUAGUCGAUGAGCACAGUAACGACUCGACUGGUGAGCAUGAAGCGAACCGAUCUAGCAGCGGUGAUGGCGGCAAAGGUUCUUUGAGUUCGGGAAACGAUGAGGAGAUUGAUAACAAUAUGCCAACACAUCCUCCACCCCCAUAUCUGAUGUCACCGGCAGAGAGCAAAUUAUUUUCACCGGCCGCCUUCAAUUUUCCCAUGAGCGGUCUAGAUCCUGCCACGUUAGCUGGUUUUAACUCGCAACUACAGUCAGCCGCCGAAAUAUCAGUUUCUCCGCAAGGUGCACACACAGCCAUCCGCUCAGCAGCCACGUCCCCCACCAGUACGGCCUCAUCGCCACCGUCACCGCCUACAGCGCUUACCUCGCCGUCGCCCUCUUCACUGAGCUCACUAGCAUGCAACGGCGGCGUUGGUAUCGGCAGCGGCGUCGGCGGAAACCUCUUCAACAUGCACAGCUCAUCGCCGCCACGUCCCGGUAGCGGCGGCAACAUCACGCCCAACGGCACAGCCAGCGGCAGCACUCUGCCUGCAACGCCCACUUUGACUAGCACACCACCACAAAUGCCACUGCGCAUGCCGCCACCCACCAGCGGCGGCAUCAACGAGCCGCAGGAGUGUCCCUACUGCCGGCGCACCUUUUCGUGCUACUACUCGCUGAAGCGGCACUUCCAGGACAAGCACGAACAGUCCGACACACUGUAUGUCUGUGAGUUUUGCCACAGACGCUAUCGCACCAAGAACUCGCUCACCACACACAAGAGCCUGCAACAUCGCGGCUCAAGCGGCAUGCUAAAGCGCCUACUGAAGACGUCCGCCAUCAAGAAUGUGCUCGUGCCACCACACCAUCAUCAUCACCACCAUCUGACGCAUCCGCGCACCAGUCUCUUUGACUUCACCAGCGAGCUGGGACAGCCACCGCCGGGCAUUCAAUAGGAUUUCAGAUGGAAUGCGAUUUUCUAGAGGACCCACUAAAUUAACCCGCGUGGGCGCGCAGUCGGCUAUCGGAUUUAUGUAAACUCAUACAUACAUACAUAUUUACAAUUCUACUUUUGCAGAGGCGAGCAUACUAAUUUACUUAUUUUGAUUAUUGUACUUGUAAUUGAGUAAUGCUUGGACAUUGCUGCAUGUAAUUUGGAAUCAGUUUGGUCCAUUUUAUUUCACAAACUGCCCACACACAUAUACACAUACAAACAUGCGAAUGCAUGUGGAACGCGGCUAAGAGCGCGGUCACAGCGCCGCGCAAGUGCAAUACAUAACGGAAGCGAAGAUAGGGCGGCAAAUCGCUGUAAACUGGCUUCAAAUGCAAUAAGAAAACAACACACACACAGCAAGAUAUUUGUACAGAAGUGCAACAAUGGAGGAGGAGUUGCAUAAGUAUAAGCGAACGGAUCAUUGUAAAUAAACACACACACACAUAUAUAUGCAGUUUUAAGCAAAUAUUUAGUGGUAUUGAGAACGUCUAAUUUCUAUUAAUGUAGCUACAUGUAAUCCUAGUUUACUUAUAAUUACCGUUAGAUUAAUUAUUAUGAAUUAUUUACUUACUGCAAAGCUAAGAUGCAUUGAAACCAUACUUGUACGAUAGUUCUUGGCCAAAUUGGAAAGAGAAUGAAGGACUUAAAUAGUGAGUACGGCCACCACAUAGCUGGCACGAGGCGAAUACAGCGGCGGGGGGUUGGCAAUUGCUUUCCCCUUAUCAUACUUGUACAUAUCAUGGCGUAUACGUAAAGUUAGCAACUUACCUUUCGGAUCUUAUCUAGCAAAAUUGAAACUGAUUAGCAGAAAUCAAGCGAAAAAAGCAAAAUAAAUCAACGCACAAUUCCCAACGCCCCUGCUGGUGCACGUCUCUGCCUUCAUAUGGAGAGGGCCGUGGAGCAAAUAGUUUAUUGUGCAACAUAGAGUUUAGUGAUCGGUUUCUUGUGUUUCGCUAUUUACAUUUACUAAUUUUGAAUUCGUUUCGAAGGCGCGACAAAAUCUCUGAAAAUCAAAUGUAUUCCAAUUGAACAAAAACAAAAUCUAAAAUCAAUUAAUUAAACUGAGUAAUUGUUAGAAAGUCUGGUGAAGUGUUAAGAUGUGUUUAGCAAAAAGAAUAAGAGAAAACCAUUUGGAAAUAGAUACGCAGAUCAGCACAAGAAACUGGCAGCGAUUGGUGAUUUUAAUUAGGCGUAAUUUGGUGCCAACACGGUUUCAGCCGUUUGCAUUUUUUAAUUAAUUAUGAUAAUAAAGUAAAUAUAGGGCGAAGAGGCGGAGGACCAAUUUGUACUAAAAUCGCAUAGUUUAUUGCGUUCAUUGCAAAUCUGGAUACUUACAUAUGUAGUAUAUUGUAUGUACAUACAAAAAUUUAUACAUAAUUACAUACAUACAUACAUAAUUAAAUGCAUUAAUUAAACUUAAUUAUAUAUAAAUGUAAAAUGAACUUUAUCAGGGAUUAAUAUCAGUAGAAUGUUCUUUUUUCUAUCCAAUUAAAUAUAUUAAAUCAAUGAAGAAGCAAAAACAAAAACAUAAAACAACAAUAUAAAGAAAAGAAAAACAAACGUAGCAUUACAUUUAAGCAUACAAAUUUAAACCCUAAAAUGGAAUCUAAGAAAUUUAUUGCAACUUACAAACAUAUGUAUAUGUAUACAAUACACACGCAAACACGCAUACAAAUCUAACUGUAAGUGACCAAUUAUACACACACACACACAUAUAUAUAUAUAUGAAAGACGCAGGCAUAUAUUUAGGCAAAAUGCACAACAACAAACUCAGUGAUUUUCACCAGUGAAGUACAAAUUACUUGAAAUUUAUACAAACAAAGGAAAAUGAAAUGCAAAUAAAAAGUAAGAAAUAUUAAAAUAUAUAAAAAAGUAAAUAAAAUAGAUUUGCACAACUGUUUUGGAAGCUUAGAUUUGUAAUUGCAUAAAAUAUGUACAAACACACAUUUACAAAGUAGAAGAAAAACACACUUGCAACCCUAAGCAGUUUGAAAAACGUCAAGAAAUUCAGUACGAAAAACCUCAAAAACCUCAAGGUUUUCAUUUUCACCAAUGGAAAUCGCACAAUUUUCACAGCGAAAGUGUGGCAAUUGUAGAAAAAAAGUUUUAAAAGUAAAAAAACAAAAAAAAAAAAACGUAUUUUUCUAAAUGUACAUUAAAAGGGUUAUCGCUCAAAGUAGAACACAAUUUUAUUAACUAUGUAAGCGUGUAAAUAUCAAAGCAAACUUAAAACAAGUAAUUAUAUGCCAAGGAAACUAUAAGUUGAAACAUAUUUAAAGUUCACGAAUUAAAUUUAGAAGAGAACAACAAAACAGGAACAUGUAAUUUUAGCAUUUAAAAAACAAAAAUAACACUUCGCCAGUAUCAAGCGCGCCGACUUGGCAGCGCCACUGUCGAAUUGCUAUUUUGCGCAUAUCCGUAAAUUGACUCAGGAAAUAUUACUUAUAAAUUAUAAAUUAUAAACUAACAAAUAAAUAUGUAUUUCUAAACAGACAGAACAAAAACAAGGCAUAAAUGUAACAGAAGCAGGCUUUUAAGCGCAAACAGACAGCUUAAGACGCUAGCAACAAGAGCGCUUGUAGCACAAGAGCAGAUUCACGGCGAAAGUCACACCACAAGCAGCCAAUGUUGCGCACCCAACUAAUCAAACCGUGCCCGGCAAAAGUCAAAAUAUGUAGAUUAAUAAACAAGCGCGCAUUGUACAGUUAGUGGCGGACUUUCGUGCAAAUUGCACGGUUCGGUGACUUAACACAGAUCCUGUAGGGUUUCCUUUGGCCAGCGCAUAAGUGCCAACUAGCGCCAAGUGCGCCGGCACAGUUGCCGCUGAGUUUCAAUACUUCGCAAAGCAAGCCAAGAGCGUUUCCAUCACGUGACUCAGCUAACAGCUAUCGACUCAGGGCUAAUGAAUGUUUCAAAGUUUAAGCGCGUAUGUAGACAUGUAGUUGCAUAGGCGCCAUGUAGGUUACGUGUAUGUGUCUAGCUGUAGACGACAGAGUUUCCUUAAAUUGUAGUUGUAUAAUUUAUUUUUAAUGAUUUUUAACUAAUUUUAAUUUUGUUUUGUUUUUGUCUAUUGUACUCUUUAAUACUUAAUGAAUUCGUAUUUUUCGUAAGUGUAGUUUAAAACAAAAAUAUGAAAAAAUACAAAAAAAAAAAAUAAUAAAAAAAUAACGCCGUGUGUUGGUAUUCAUGCGCGAUAAUUUAUUAAUUUUUUUUUUUUAUCAAAAUUUUAAACAUUUAAAAUUAAAAAACAUACAACAAACUGUGAUCUAUUUUCUCUCAAAUUUACAUACAAAAUUCUUGUUUGGCUGUUAACUAUUUUUACACAAAAUAAGAGUAUUCAAAUAAUACUAUGAGUUAAGCAAAUACUUUUUUGUACAAAAUUUAUGUUUAGGCCUCACGUGCAAAUUUAUAUGAUUUUAUUUAUGUAUAUUUUUUAAUUUUUGGUGCGACUCAAAUCAUCUAAAUUUAUACACACCCACACACAUACAAAGAAUACAAACACAAUUACAAAUUAUAAUUAGUUUGUACAUAAGUUAAAAGAGUGUAUUGUAUUUAUUUUAUUGCUUUAAUAUAUAUACAUAUUAUAACCAUUACA